Molecule: messenger RNA, 7963 nt
Organism: Diabrotica virgifera virgifera (western corn rootworm)
Lineage: Eukaryota; Metazoa; Arthropoda; Insecta; Coleoptera; Chrysomelidae
Product: craniofacial development protein 2-like
Exons: 2
Coding region: 573-1802 (409 amino acids)
Molecular function (GO): catalytic activity
Source: RefSeq, a predicted model, not a curated record
CACACAUGUUCAUUAACUCGGCCCAUGGAGAGUUAGAGCCAUCUUCUCUAACACUCACAUGGGUAAUUCCUACCUGGCGCGUCCAUGUCGCGGGGGUGGGCACCUCUCACUUCAGUAGGCCGGAGUGAACAGGUGGCGAAGUUCAGGUAGGGACCCAGUUCUGUGGGGUAUAACGCGGACCCCUGCCCAGGGAUACGGGUGAAGACCACAACGGCGGAGACGGCGUAGAAGAGGAUCUUCGGUUCGGCGUCAAUGGCGGAAGUGGCAGGCCUGUUUUUUCGGCAUACCACUGCAGAAUCGGAUCUAAAAUGGGCGGUUGUGGAUUCUGGUUGGCGAAGAAACAUCGACGGCGAAAGAAAAGGAGCAGAUUGGGCUCUUUAGUCCUGUAAGACAACCAAUCUAAAGGAAGAAAACCUUGAUUACAAAUUACCCGGUCCUCCUGGUAGGGGGUUAAGACGUCAGGCCGGUUCCCUGUCACUUGUAAAAAUUAGAAAAAUACCAAAAAGCCUAAAGAUUGCCUCGGAAUCUCGGACGGAUUAAAUAAUAAACGACUUCGGCGACGGAAAAGGAUUAUGAACAUUGGCACCUGGAAUCUGCAGAGUAUCAGCGGAAAGAUGGAAGAAAUAACUGAAGAAAUAAAAAAACUAGAUAUGGAUAUAGUUGUCUUAACCGAAACAAAGAAGAAAGGGAUAGGUAUAGAAAAAGUAAACAAUUAUGUACACAUCUUCAGCGGAGUUUCAAAACAUGAGAGAGCGAAAAGAGGAGUAUCCGUUCUAAUACACAAAAAACAUAAACAUAAAAUCACUGACUUUGAAGCAAUAGACGAAAAUAUAAUAAGAGUAAACAUAACGAUAAAAGAAACACCUAUUACGAUACUUGGGAUUUAUGCAAUCAGUGAUGAUGAACCUUACACAAACAAAGAUGAGUUCUUUGCUAAAGUUAACGACGAAAUUACGAAAAUUGGAAAUAGAAGAGAAUUGAUAGUUAUGGGAGACCUGAACAGUAGAGUAGGUCGUAAAGUAGAUAAUAAGGUGGUAGGUCCCUACGGAGAAAUAAACCAGAAUGAUAAUGGUGAGAGGCUAAUUGAAAUAUGUGAAAACCAUCAAUUAAAAAUAACCAAUGGAUUUUUUAAACAUAGAGAUGUACACAAGUACACCUGGACCCAAACUACAAGAAAUUUAAAAUCAAUUAUAGACUAUAUCAUCACAAAACAAAAUACUAAUAUGCAAGUACAGGACACAAGAGCAUACAGAGGAAUAACAUGUGGUUCAGAUCAUUAUGUCGUAAAAUCAAAAGUAACCUGUCCAUUUAGAUAUAAAAUAACACAUAAUCAAACAAAUUGUCAACCCCAACCAGAAGAAACUUUGGAAAAAAGAAGUUAUAAUUUGGAUAGUUUGACCCAAGAGAGUACAAGAAUACUAUAUCAACAAAGACUGGAUGGCAAACUAAUGAAUAUAACUGAAACAUCAACAGUAGAGGAGGUAUAUGGAAACGUAGUCGUUAGCGUUAAAAAAGCUGCAGAAGAAGCACUCGGCUUUAACACUCAAAGAAAAAGUGAAAAACUAUGGUGGAACAAAGAAAUAGAAGCACUCGUAGAAGAGAAAAAGCAAGCGUAUAUCAGAUGGCUGAGCAGUAAACAACAAAAAGAUAGAGAUGAAUACCUGGAACUCAAAAGAAUAACAAGAAGAACAACAGUAAAAGCAAAAAGAGAAAUGUGGGAUAAGAAGUGUCAGGAAAUUAAUACCUACCUGGGAGGCAGAAAAUGUACAGAAACUGUAGCAGUUACGCUACUAACUAAAUAAAUCCAAAUAAAAUUUCAUCAAAUACCCCUAAAUAAAUCCCGUGUGCGACGCCGUCGAUCGACUUAAGAACGAUAUCUCUCUGCUCACGCGCGAAAACCUCGGCGUUCGAUUUUGUCGAUCCGAAUCGGAACGGCAGUUUUGGUCAGGCUCAGAGCGAACACGCUGUGUUUUUUUUUCCUAAGUGGCGGAUUUGGACGAGAUUUUGGAUAAAAUGGAGCAGAUAUAUCACUAAAAUGAAGGAACAUUAAGACCAUCUUUUUUGGAAUAGCGAUAAUAUCAAAACUCAAUUUAUCUUUGGUUUUUUUUUACAUAAAAGAAGUUUAAGGCCAGCGUGUUUCGUCUGUCCAAAUUCCGCCACUUAGACACUUAGUGACUUAGUCACUUAGUUACGUCGUAACUUAGUCACUUUGCAUUCCUUUGCAUAAUUUAUGUCACUUGAAGUAUGUACCAGUAACUGUUAGCAACUUUGCCAUGGUUUACCCAUAGAGCUCGCUGUUUCGUUGGAGAAAACCAGUACCUGACUUCACAACAUUUAGGAUUUUUCAGUAGGACUUGCCCACCACAGCAUCCAACCAGUUUAUCGUGCCAAAAGGACUCUCCUAUGGACUUCAUCUUGAAUUCUUAAAUAGGAACUGUGGUGAAAGAUAAGUUUGUUUACUUUUAUUAUUUAUAUAUUUUGGGUACUCUAUAGUUGCUUGCACUGUAAACUGUUUGUAUGCAUACAAUCGAGUGGAACUAGGUACAUAUUUUCGUGACAGAUAGGGUUUUCAGGUCUUUGUUUUGUUCCAUAUUAUAAAUAGUAGUUUUUUCUAAUUAAGUAAGUCUUGUUUAAUAAUAAUCAUAAAUAAUUGUAGCUUAAAAUUUGAUAGGGAAUCGGGGGUAAAAUUUUGUCGAGCUUUUAAAAUAGGGAAUAUGUCUAGUGGGUUUUUACAUUGUAUAUUAAGAGUCUGACCAGCUCAUUUAUAUAAGUCAAUUGUAUAAUAAUUAGUAUUUUUGCUAGAUGAGAUACUUAAUUUUUGGUAACCGUAGCGUUCUUGUCGUGUACGUAUCUCAUUAGACGAGUUCAAUUUAGGAAAUAUUACUAACUUUUAGUUGUAAGAACUUUGUGCUAUUCACACGGACUUUUGCUUUUGGAUUUUCUACUAAUACAUUUACUUAGCGCAGUGUGUAGUGGUUAAUUGUAAGUUAGUGGCUGUUUGGUCCUGUUUGACCGUUUCACCACCCACUACCACUGUUAUUGUGUUUUGAUUUAUAUAUUACAUUGUCAAUAUAUGUAUAAUAGAGUUAUUGUUAAUAUAUUUGUUAUUAGAAAGGUUGAUGUUUUAUUUCAGUCUGUAUUACCAGUAUAUAAUAUAGCAAGACACGGUUAGUAUUUAGUAUUUUGUAUUUCAGGUGGUUGUAACCAGUGUCAUAGAGUUCCUGUUGUUCGUUACUUCAAAAUCUCGAACCUGUCCAACUUCUUGGUUCUGAGAGCUGAGUUGUUCGUUCGAGUUGGCGCCCUUUGUUCUUCUUCUUUCUUUGUUGUAUCUCGAUAUUAUUUUAUCUCUAGCAUUCUGAUCUAUUUUUCUUCCAUUUUUGUGUUUGCAGGUCUCAUUUUCUUUCUAGUUACUAUCAUUUCAUUAUCAAUUUUUUUUUCUCAUAUCUCCAAAGCCAAUAUUCGGUGUAUAGAAGCUAGCCCAAAUACCCACUUGAGAUUUAGUGUCUCUCUGCCCAUUUAAUUUGUCCUUCUGAGCUAAGCCCCUCUUCUUGUCGUCUUAAAUCUCUUCUCAUUUCUUUUACCCAUCUUUAUUCAGUUCUUCUUCUCUUCAAAAAUCUCUAUACCCAGAGUAUAGAGGUUUCAAUUGGCGCCCAACGUGGGGCCUCUUUUACAUUUUUGGCUUUAAAAAUAUUUUCUUUAACUUUUGGUUUUAUCUUGGUGGUUUCAGUGCCUGUGUUUUUAGAUUUUCAUUUUAACGUUUAGUUUAUACUUCAAUUUUUUUUUUGGACAGUAUCUUGUAUCUAUAUCUUGAAUAAACUUGUUUUGCUAUGGUAUACUCUGUUGACUGAAUGGAUUGCUUUGUUUUGAUUGGUCAAAUAAUUAUUUUGAAUUAAUAAUAAAUAAAUUGAAAAUUUGAAUAUCUUGAAUUUAGCUAUUUUACAAGUCCGGAAUAGCAUUAAAAGUGAAUCACUACCUUGAAUUAAAAGUUUUUUCGAUUUUAGGUUUAUCGGAAGUUGUAGCAGUACAUUUCAUCAGAUUUCACGACUGGACCAAACAAAUAAACAUUACUGGUAUAGGUAUCCACUCAGAACAUUAACUUGAGGACAGAGAGUAAGUUAAACUUUACCUACUUACAUUUUAUCUCAUUCUCGUGUUUAUUUCCCAGUUGUUUAUAAUGGCAUCGUUAAGGUAUAAAAUCUGUUUAUUUAUUUUGUUUACCUAGUUAACAUCUGUUGUUGUGCCUUUUAUCUUAUAUUAUCUUAUCUUAAUGUUGACUAAUAUCUUAGUUUUGGACUUGUUCAUUUUGCUGUUAGUUGCCUCUUGAAAGUCCAAACUAUAUACCAUAGGAGUACAGGAUGGAUAAUGGGAAUUUUCCCCAUCUUGAAUUCUGGGUUAAAUGAGUAUUUAUAGGGAUACUUAGAAAAUACUGUUAAAACAUUUUCUUUGAGUUAUGGCUUUGCAUGGUUCAAGCGCGCGGACCAUGCCCAUAAAGCUUAUGUAUUCACUUAACUGUGUCAGGGUUUAGCGUGGGUUCAGGACUGAUCACCCCGAACUUGUGCACUUCACUUGGCUCAGAAAUACAUUAAUAUCUAUAAGUUGUUCCCAGAGUGUCUCUUAGGUUGAAAUUAGAAUGUGUCAUCUAGAAUUGGAUCGUUCUGAUAUUCAGCAGUAAGUAAGUCUGUUUAACUUGGUUGUCAUCUCCUAUGCUGUUAUCUUUUAAAUGAUUUGAGUUUUAACAUAUCUUUACCUGAAGUGACUUUACCUUUACCUGAAGUGAGUUUACUUUUACCUGAAGUGAGCUUAUCUUUACCUUUACCUGAGGUGAGCUUAUCUUUACCUUUACCUGAAGUGAGUUUAUCUUUACCUGAAGUGACUUUACCUUUACCUGAAGUGAGUUUACCUUUACCUGAAGUGAGCUUAUCUUUACCUUUACCUGAGGUGAGCUUAUCUUUACCUUUACCUGAAGUGAGUUUAUCUUUAUCUUUACCUGAAGUGACUUUACCUUUACCUGAAGUGAGUUUAUCUUUACCUUGAGUUUAUCUCGUACCUUUACCUUGAUGAGUGCAUCUCUUAUCUAUAUCUGAUUGAAUGUAUAUCUUAUCUUUAUCUUGAUUAUUAUAAAGUCCUAAGAAUCUGUCCUUCUCUGUGCUUGUCGUGAGUAAAGAAUUGGAUCACGUCAAUAGUGCAGUUUAGGUAUUACAGUUAGGACCCUAAUUAUAUCUUACCUUUUGUGCAUACCCUCUACCAUGAGUAGAUGUGGGCUUGCAAUUAUCUUUACCUUUUAGCAUACUCUAUACCAUGAGUAUAGUGGGCUUGCUAGUAUCUUUACCUAGAUUGUGUCUUCCUAUCACUGCUCAAGAGAGUAGAUGUUAAGGAUUAUCUUUUACCUUGAUUUUUAGUUGUUGGUGAUAUCCAGAACCAUAUCAUUAUUUAUGUUUAGCUUUGUAGUAAUGUAGUUUCAACUAGUCUUGAUGAAUUAGUCCCUCAUUGAAUUCUCGGGUGAUUAGUAGAAUUUGUUCGCUCUAGUAUCAAUGUUGGGUAAAUUUGAUAUGUUGAUUGUUGUGUAUGGUUCUUGGUUAUACUGUGUUAGGUGUUGUUAAUACACACCUGUAAUUUAGAUUUAAUGAUGGGUUACUAACACUUGAGAAUGCAGAUAGUAAGUAGUGUUAAGAGUUGACUUACUCUAUAAGGUUGUAUAAUUAUAUUUAGAAUGUAAGCGAUUAACACGUGAUUGUUUGUUUUUUUUUUUUUUUCAAUCUUUGGUUUUACUAAAUUAAAAUUAUCGCGUUGAAUAACUUAUGUCGGUCAGUUACCUAUGUCGGUUAGUUACACAUCUUUUCUAUGUUUUAUACUUUCUGCAAAUAUGAUUAAAUAUGUCUCGCGUGGCCUUUAUACUGUCUGUAUGACUUCGUUCCUGAUUUUUGUUCCGCCUCCUCAGCAAAUAGUAUGGCUGUUGAGGCUACCAUAAUUAUGGUUUUAUACCACCACGUUUCUCCUUUACUGUGUCCAUCCUCGGGUUCGCCCUAGCGUUAGUUCGCUCAGGAAAACUUAAAAAAAAAAAAGGAAUCCUUUGGGAGUUUUCCUUUUUUUUGCUGGAGAUGAGGGAGAAUGUAGCAGUUACGCUACUAACUAAAUAAAUCCAAAUAAAAUUUCAUCAAAUACCCCUAAAUAAAUCCCGUGUGCGACGCCGUCGAUCGACUUAAGAACGAUAUCUCUCUGCUCACGCGCGAAAACCUCGGCGUUCGAUUUUGUCGAUCCGAAUCGGAACGGCAGUUUUGGUCAGGCUCAGAGCGAACACGCUGUGUUUUUUUUUCCUAAGUGGCGGAUUUGGACGAGAUUUUGGAUAAAAUGGAGCAGAUAUAUCACUAAAAUGAAGGAACAUUAAGACCAUCUUUUUUGGAAUAGCGAUAAUAUCAAAACUCAAUUUAUCUUUGGUUUUUUUUUACAUAAAAGAAGUUUAAGGCCAGCGUGUUUCGUCUGUCCAAGUAAGUAAACUGUUGAUAUAUUUCUCAUUAUUUUUCGUGGUAAUGCAUCAUUGUAGUUAAGUUCAUAUAUAAUCCAUAUUAUAAUAAUGAUAUUCAUUUCCAUUUACAAAGGAACAAUCAAUCAAGGCCACAGGGUUUUAGUGUUAAAUUUAAAUUCCAAAUUGUAGAUCAUAUUAUCCUUUAAAUAUUUGAAAAGAACAUUAAAGGUCAAGUUUUUCUAGUGUCCAAACCUAAAUUCUAAUAUCUUUUAUACCUUAUCGUGACGUUUUUACUUAAGUUUUUUAUCUGUGAUUUAUAAAAAGUUUUAACGAGUAUCUAUACAGUCUAUCUGUCACGCCCAUCUAAUGCGCACGUCCCUGUCAUGUCUGAAUUGAAGUAAACUUCAGAAAUUUUGACAUGACAUAUGGAUACCUAACCUACCUAAUAUUUGAUGUUUUUGUUUGGGCCUGUUCAAUAUGUACUGCUACUGUUAUUGUAAUACAUAAAUAACUAAAUUUAAUAAACUUUAUUGUAGAUUCCGCCACUUAGACACUUAGUGACUUAGUCACUUAGUUACGUCGUAACUUAGUCACUUUGCAUUCCUUUGCAUAAUUUAUGUCACUUGAAGUAUGUACCAGUAACUGUUAGCAACUUUGCCAUGGUUUACCCAUAGAGCUCGCUGUUUCGUUGGAGAAAACCAGUACCUGACUUCACAACAUUUAGGAUUUUUCAGUAGGACUUGCCCACCACAGCAUCCAACCAGUUUAUCGUGCCAAAAGGACUCUCCUAUGGACUUCAUCUUGAAUUCUUAAAUAGGAACUGUGGUGAAAGAUAAGUUUGUUUACUUUUAUUAUUUAUAUAUUUUGGGUACUCUAUAGUUGCUUGCACUGUAAACUGUUUGUAUGCAUACAAUCGAGUGGAACUAGGUACAUAUUUUCGUGACAGAUAGGGUUUUCAGGUCUUUGUUUUGUUCCAUAUUAUAAAUAGUAGUUUUUUCUAAUUAAGUAAGUCUUGUUUAAUAAUAAUCAUAAAUAAUUGUAGCUUAAAAUUUGAUAGGGAAUCGGGGGUAAAAUUUUGUCGAGCUUUUAAAAUAGGGAAUAUGUCUAGUGGGUUUUUACAUUGUAUAUUAAGAGUCUGACCAGCUCAUUUAUAUAAGUCAAUUGUAUAAUAAUUAGUAUUUUUGCUAGAUGAGAUACUUAAUUUUUGGUAACCGUAGCGUUCUUGUCGUGUACGUAUCUCAUUAGACGAGUUCAAUUUAGGAAAUAUUACUAACUUUUAGUUGUAAGAACUUUGUGCUAUUCACACGGACUUUUGCUUUUGGAUUUUCUACUAAUACAUUUACUUAGCGCAGUGUGUAGUGGUUAAUUGUAAGUUAGUGGCUGUUUGGUCCUGUUUGACCGUUUCACCACCCACUACCACUGUUAUUGUGUUUUGAUUUAUAUAUUACAUUGUCAAUAUAUGUAUAAUAGAGUUAUUGUUAAUAUAUUUGUUAUUAGAAA